AGUAUUUCCGGUACAGAAAAUCAUGUGUUGGCGUGUUUUCGUUUUUGAAUGAACAGUAAAAAAAGUAAAUGGAGGAUCGUGUCUACUUGAACGAGCGUUGCAAGGCUGCACUAAAGAAAACGUUUGGCCACGAAGACUACCGUUCAGAACUUCAAAGACGAGCAGUUGAAACAGUAAUCAAAGGAAAGAAAGAUGUGUUUGUGUCUAUGCCAACUGGAGCUGGAAAAUCUCUGUGUUAUCAGCUCCCGGCUGUCGUAUCUAGGGGAAUCACACUUGUGGUGUCACCCCUGAUUGCUUUAAUACAAGAUCAGCUGGACCACCUACUAGCAAUUAAGGUUCAAGCAGCUUCUUUGAACUCCAAGCUUUCUUCUAAAGAAAGAAAGCAAGUGCUGGGUGAUUUACAAAGCAAGAAGCCCAGGGUGAAGUUAUUGUAUAUCACACCAGAGUUAGCUGCCACAGUCAACUUUCGAGAAAUUCUUGAGAAACUGCAUGCUAGAAAAUUAUUGAGUUAUUUAGUUGUUGACGAAGCCCACUGUGUGUCUCAAUGGGGCCACGAUUUCCGCCCAGAUUACCUCAAGUUGGGAUAUCUAAGAACCAAGCUUCCAGGUUUGCCUUGUGUGGCACUGACUGCAACUGCAACACCUCAUGUGGUUCAGGAUAUCUAUAAAUCUCUUCACCUUAAAGAACCUGUGGCAAAAUUCAAGAGUAGCUGCUUUCGCCCAAACCUGUUUUAUGAUGUGUCAAUGAAGGAGAUAAUUGAGGACCCAUAUCAGGACCUGUAUGAAUUUGCUGUGAAAGCUUUGACAGGAGACAGCCCUGAUAACUCACUCACGCAAGCCUGUGGCAGUGGUAUCAUAUACUGUCGGACCAGAGACGCCUGUUCCGAGGUGGCAGGAAGACUCAGCAGGAAGGGACUACUGGCCAAACCAUAUCAUGCUGGCCUGAAAGAUUCUUUACGAACAGAGGUUCAGAAUGAUUGGAUAGAAGGGAGACUGCAUGUGAUAGUAGCCACCAUUAGUUUUGGAAUGGGUGUGGACAAGGCUGACGUCAGGUUUGUGGCUCACUGGACCAUCCCUAAGUCAAUGGCAGGCUACUACCAAGAGUCAGGACGAGCUGGGAGAGAUGGCAAGUUGUCAUUUUGCCGCCUGUAUUACUCUAGACAUGAGAGAGACACCAUAGUUUUCUUGAUACAACAGGAGAGCUUGAGACAAACAGCAAAUGGGGCAGCACAGGGUAAGAUAGCUGAUGGCUUAUCAAUUCACAGCAAGGCCUCGCAGGAAAGUUUUCAAACCCUGGUCAACUACGUGGAGAAACCCCAAUGCAGACAUGCAGCUAUCGCCAAAUACUUUGAAGAUGACAGACCAGAUUGCAAUCAAGGCUGUGACUACUGCAAAAAUCCGCGUCAGGUGGAAAAAAUGGUGGACAUGCUACAGAAAGGGGUUUACGCCAAUGCCAACAAGGAUCGCCGUAGCAGGACCAUGAUGGUGACGGAGUCUGCAGGCCCUGAUCCUGAUAUGUAUGGAGGGGGGAGAAAAGGAGCUCGGAGUGAGUGGAGUGAUCAUAGUGAUGAGGAUGGGGAGGAUGUUUAUAGAAGAGAGAAACGUGAGGAGAAAGAGAAAAAGCAAAGGCAUCAGUUCAUUUUGAAUGAGUUUAAGAAAAGGAAAGGGGCUCAGCUGAAGGAUAAUGGUAAAGAAGACUUUGAAGCUCCUGACGAUGACUGUCCCUUGAGGGAUGCAUUUAAUCAGAGAAUUCCUAAACUUACUGUGAAGAACCGUGAGCACUGUUUUCAGAUGCUGGAAGAGGCACUGAAAACCAACUUUGUGCAGUAUUUUAGUGAUAACCCUGUCAAACUGCAGGCCAUGGAUUAUGAACCUAGGUGCUGCGCCAUUGAUCAGGAGUAUGAAGUGUUUAAAGCUAACAAACUAGCUAAUGUAUACAGGGCCAAUGUUAUAAAGAAGAUAAAUGAAAUCAAGAAGUGCACUCAACAGAAUCAAAUCCAUGAUUGCCUCGUGCCAAAAUAUGCCCCAGAUUCUAAUCCUGAGGAACCCUUUUGUGAAGAUGAUACUGAAUGCAUGGGAGCAGACUCUCUUAUAACAGAUUCAAAUGCUGAAAAGGAUGAUGCGGAUCCUGAUGUACAAUGUAGUUUCAUUUCAGCAUCUUCUUUAGUAAAAAAGCCAGAAAAAUUUGAUAAAUCAAAGAUUUCAAACUCCUUAAUUCCCGCCUCUUUGUUGCAAAGCACAGCAGAUGGUGUUAAACCAGCAACAGUGUCUCAGUUCUCUGGGUUUAAGCCUGCCUCAUCAAUAUUAGAUCAGUCAGCCAAAGCUGUGAUGGGUUUUAGCAAGGCAAGCAGCCUGAUCACAUCCUUUUCUUCAGCCAGCAGUCAUGACAAAUCUGCAGCCACAGAGGCAGAAGAACCAUCACAUAAAAGAAAAAAGCAGACCAAACUUCAGCAGAUUGCUGCAAAAAAUGGACUGAAACCCAUCACUUCUUUCUUUGAUAAACCAUCCUCUGAGUCAAGUAAUGCCCCACAAACAUCUCUGGACAUAUCAGAAUCUGAUGAGGAGCCUCAAUUGGAGAUUGACCUUGACAUUGGAAAUCCUACAAGCAGGUCACCUUCACCUUCACAUUUCAAGGGCGUUAUUAGUGAGACAAAAGAUGACAAAUCUGUGUCCAGUAAUUCUAAGGUGCCUCAUAUGAAACAUUUCUUUGAAGUUAGUGACUAUGAUAACAUGAAGACAAGGCUGCCACACAGUGUGAAAAACUACUUCACAGCUCCCAGAGAGGGGCAGAAUUUGGAGAAAGGCAAGAAGAGGUCAAGGGAAGAGGAACCUACUGCUCAUAAAAGUAAACAAUUGAAGGAGGAUACACAGCAUACAUCUGGACAUUAUCACAAGAGGUCUUGUCACCAAAAAGACAGCAGUGUCAAACAUACUCUAAAUAAACAGAAACACCAACCUAGGGAGGAAAGUGCAAUAGAUGUGAAAAAUGAGGCAGGGAAUUUGCCUUUAACUGAUGGUUUUUGCAAUAAAGAUCUAGCUUCUGCAUCAAAAGGCUCUCUUGUGUAUAACCCAAAAUCAAGCCUUCAAAGAUGUUCCCAAGAACAGAGCUCAUGUGCAUUUUGAUAGCAUAGCUGAUAUAAAAAAAUUGCCAUCUUCAAAAUCAAAAUCACUCAAAGGACAUGAUAAUGGAUUGCAGAGCUCUAGGAAAUCAACCGAGAAGUCAGCGAGUAGAAAAUCAGCACCACACAAUAUGAGCAGUGAAGAAGGUUUGAAAAACACUGCUGCCUUAAUAGUGAAAUACUUGACUGGGUAUUACAAGGAUGGGAAGUUCACCUCUAAGGAAUUAUUUAAGCUCCUUGCAAAGAAGUUAUCUCACAAAUUGUCGAACAGCCAAGGUGUUACUUCUAAAAAUGUGAAAUUAUGUGCCAAAAGUAUCGUGAAAGAGUUUUUUAAAACCUGUCAGAAAGUGGAGCACAGAAGUCAGCUGGAGGAUGGGAUCAUAGAGAGGCUGGAAUUUGGUGUGUACUAACAAUCGUGGUUCUGGAUAGGUGGCAGCACAGGUACAGGGGAUCUUAAGACUUCACUUAUACCAGGAAGUGUAUGAAGCCACAUGUAUUUGCUUGAUAACUAUAACUGUACAUCUUUGUUUAAUUUCAAAUUGUGCAAUAUGCAAAGCAAUUUCAGAAAAAAAUUAUUUUGCAUUUGGAAAAUACAGAACAGCUUGUGGCCAAAUUGAAAUUCUUAUUUUAUGCAUGAGAGCUGGUCUAUUGUCAGUUAUAUAUUUUAAUUUGGAGCAAAACAAUAAGUAGACAUGGAUGCUGUGGUUUUUUUUUAAAAAUUGUUUUAUUUCCAGUUUUAAGCAUGCUAUUCAAAAACUAGAAUACAAAUAAGAAUGUAUCUCAUAUGACAGUCUUCUACACUUGUAAGUUGGAUAUUGUUGUUUCACCUUACUUGCCAUUAUAUUUAUGUGUACAAUAACUGUAUACAUUACUGAUAAAACCAGUUCAGUAAAUAUCAUCAACAUAUUGCUUAACUACCACAUAUCAUUGAGGGUGGACAUUUUUUACAUAUUUUAUAAUUGCUCUAAAAAUGAGCUUACACAUUUACACUGCAGAGCAAUGGUUUUACUUUUAGCACACAACAAUGA
Messenger RNA from Lingula anatina, 4146 nucleotides. Its product is annotated as ATP-dependent DNA helicase Q5. Gene Ontology annotation, molecular function: nucleic acid binding; 3'-5' DNA helicase activity; ATP binding. Gene Ontology annotation, biological process: regulation of DNA-templated transcription; double-strand break repair via homologous recombination. Gene Ontology annotation, cellular component: nucleus; cytoplasm; chromosome. The record is from RefSeq and is a predicted model, not a curated record. NCBI's taxonomy places the organism in Eukaryota, Metazoa, Brachiopoda, Lingulata, Lingulida, Lingulidae.